GAGGAAAUUACUAGUCCCUAUAUAUAUGCAUACCUUGUGAUCCAGAGCUUCACAAUUGCAAUAUUACUAAGUAUAGCAUAUUGAGAUAUAGACAUGGAAAUGAAAUGGCUUACUCUAAUGGUAACAAUGAUGGCAGCCUUGGCCAUAUUUGAAGGUGAUUUGGCUAUGGCCAAUCUCAUGGAGGUGAAAUGUAUAGAACACUGCAUGAAUGAUUGCAAAAUAAUUGGCAUAGCUACUGCUGCUUGCUUGAAAUUCUGCCCACUUCACUGUGUUCCACCUAUGCCUUCACCUGAAGUCCGCUAUUGCAGUGUUCGAUGCGUUCUUGAACAUUGUGUUGACUACCAGAACGAGGAAGAGAAGUUGGUAGGCUGCGCAUCCAACUGCAGGAAUAAAAACCACUGCUGAAUGUGUUUCUCUCAGGAGUUACUAGUUUUAUAAAUUAAUGCAUGAUCUAUGUCAAUUAAUUGUAGGGAAUGAUAUGUAUGAGGAAAUAAAAUAAUUACGGUAGUUUUUUCUUUAUCAUGAUUUACACAAAUAUUCGAUAUCCCUGCCAGUCGUGCUGUAUUACAAGACAAAAUGUGACACCUAUUCGGGUGAUCCAAUUAUGAAAUUUCAGAUGCUAAA
Molecule: messenger RNA, 624 nt
Organism: Lycium barbarum (goji berry)
Lineage: Eukaryota; Viridiplantae; Streptophyta; Magnoliopsida; Solanales; Solanaceae
Product: protein TAP1-like
Exons: 2
Coding region: 94-405 (103 amino acids)
Source: RefSeq, a predicted model, not a curated record